ACGUUCUGGGUUCCGCUGGUGACGCAUCUGCGGCGCAGCCUUACGAAGCUGUGAGGACAACAAAAACUCAGCGGGAUCCUUGCAUUUGUACCAUAUCCUUGACGAACGACACACGACAGAACUAACGAACCAUGGCAGGCAGAAGAGGUCCUCCAACGGGUGCUCCACCGGCAUAUUCGUAUGUGAUGAGGGUUUACAAACGGAGUCUGCGACCAGUCGUCCUGGCGACGGCCGUCGUUGCUGCCUUGUGGUCUCUAGCACUUGCUGUUUCAGGCUAUAAGGAACUUACCACAGACGAGAAUGAUAACUUUCACAAACUCGUCCCGUUGGCAGCCGUGCAGGGCGCCUUGUAUACCGUUGUCUUACUCUUCCAGGUGUUCGGGAUAGCGGCGGCAGCUACGCAACGCACCAGACUCAUCAGGAUAUUCACAUACCUGUCCGCCCUGUCAACGUUGUUAGCAGUGGGGGUGGCGUUCAUGCGUGUUAUCACUCAUUUCACAUUCAAGAGCGACUUGAUUGCCGAGUGCGAGAUGUUUGGGUUUUGGGAACCUAGUCCAGGAUCUGACCUCGAUGCUAGUGAUGCGGUGUCAUAUUGCAACGACCAGUGGUCCCACGAUUCUUGGGCUGAAAUUCUCUUGCUUAUUUUGCUGAUCGUUGUCGGGCUGCUGUUUACCUCGAUUGCAUUCGCUUACUACCGCCAGGCGAUCGAUCCCACAAGUCCUGUCAACUCCUCUCGUGCACCAGCAAACCAAGUGAGGAUGGACGAGUUCCCCUCCUACAACGCUCCAUAUGACGUUCCUGCCUAUGCACCACCGGCUGGCCCACCACCGUUUGAGGGUGAAGGCAAGCCGCCGCAGUACAAUUACGGGGGUUACACGUCCUUCGAAGAUAACAAGGCAAAGGAAGAGGAUUCCAAGAAUGAUCCGUUUUCAGAUUAUGUGACGCCGCCUAUGCCUACUCAUUGGGCAGAAGAACGAGAUGUCACCUCCAGCAAGUGAGCUCGUGCUCCGAAAUACAUGGAACGAUUCCCUUUUUUUUUCUCAGCUCGUACAUUAGCCGAAUGAUGAGUACUGGAGACCAUACAUAAAUAUAUGUCUAGUUAGUCGCUACACCUUGUGUCAUAUACCGCUGUUCUUCUGUGAAAGCUGU
This is a messenger RNA of Pisolithus orientalis, 1149 nucleotides long. RefSeq lists its product as uncharacterized. NCBI's taxonomy places the organism in Eukaryota, Fungi, Basidiomycota, Agaricomycetes, Boletales, Pisolithaceae. Bases 132 to 998 code for a protein of 288 amino acids. The record is from RefSeq and is a predicted model, not a curated record. The transcript is spliced from 11 exons.